GGCCGUUUUCUUUGAGAAGCAGGGCAUGGGUAUUGAUUUUUUUUAACAUCCGCAAACGGGAUGUGCGUAACCGAAUAACACUUCGCUUUGGACUACGAAUACUGUAGGCCUACACCUCCAACUUUACAAGUUGGUAUUGAAUUGCUUUAGCCAGGAAACGUAUUUCGUCGACCAGCGAAAGUUCUGAGGUUGGAACGGGUUGGAGGUUCGAGUUAGUGGAAUCUUUGUGGCCAUGAUUUCAACGGCCUACUGAAAGAACUCAAAACCUUGUGGGAAAUUGAGCCUAGUUGUGUUGACUUUUCCAGAUCCUUGUUGUGGAGGUGAUUUUUUUCCCGACACCACCGGUUUCGUCUCUAUGGUGAAGGAAGUAGGCCCCUAGAGCUGAGAUAUUAUUUGAUCCCAGCACACCCUAGCGUCCAUGAUACCGACUGUGUGGUGGGUGCACGUACCGGUGAACCUGACUUCUCAUCAUGAAAGCAUCAGUGCUGGUCUUGAAGGCUAUCACUUAAAUCUCAACCUGGGAACGACAUUUCUUACAGCAGUACAUUGACCCAGUAUGGAACAAGGAACCAAGCGUUCAGUUUUCUGUCCGUUGUCGUCAUCGAUGUCGGUCACUUUCCUUCUUCUCCUACUAUGCCAACAAUUUGGUGUCAUCAAGGGAUGUAACCAAGAGAUGAUCGUUUUGGAGAAUGUUUACUCGCAAAGUGUCAUCACAUCCCUCUACUAUCCAGACCAGUACCCACCCAACCUAGACUGCAACUUUUACAUUACUGCCCCAUCAGGCCGGAGGGUCCGUCUGUAUUUCACCAGUUUCGACGUAGAGGUGGCAACCACCUACAAUCGUUGCGCCUUUGACUAUGUCAUCAUUUAUGAUGGGGACUCCAACGCGGACGCCGAGUUUGGCAGGUUCUGCGGCACCAUCCAACCUCCCACAAUUGUCUCGAGUGGGCGUCACCUCCAUGUGCAUUUUCAUACCGAUGGGUCGGUGCAAGAAACGGGGUUUAGGGCAGUGGUGCACAGUGUAGAAUCCAGUUAUCAAGAGCCCCUCCCUACCAACGCACCAGGCUCUUGUUAUUCUCUCUUGGAGGAGGACAAUGGUAUCUUCUACAGCCCUGGCUUUCCGGGAAGCUACGAUCACAAUCAAGAUUGCAGCUACAUCGUCGUCUUGCCCAAUGAAAACGACCACGUCAUGCUGCGUUUCACAUCUUUUGAUUUAGAGCCGUCCCAGAAUUGUGUCUAUGACUUUGUGGAGGUGCGCGACGGUGUGUCAUCGGCUACGCCCCUGAUUGGCCGCUACUGCGGUGGCUUCAACCAAGAACCCAGCGGCGUGAUUGAGACCACGGGCCCUGGCAUGUACGUGCUGUUCCACACAGACGUCUCAGCAGCAUUUGAGGGGUUUUACGCCGAGUACGCCACCUCGAGCGUGGGCUUCUUGCCGGGCACCAGCAACGAGGACAGCAACUUGGCGAUUUCAGUUUGCGACAUUAGCCGUGCCAUUCUGACCAUGCGAGGGGGCUUCAUCGUGUCACAUGACAACUACCCACAGGGCACGUACGACCACCACUCUCGCUGCUCCAUCCAGAUUACCGGGUCUCGGACCUAUGAGAAAGUCUUCAUAGAUUUCUUGGCCGUUGACCUCCCUGUGUCAUCAGCGGGCUGCGGCGGACGGCAGAGUGAUUACAUAGAGGUCCUGGACGGUCAAGUUAAUGCCAACCCUACGACCAUGGUCACACUUUGUGAGUCCGCAGUCGGCAGCUACGUGUCCAGUAGCUCCUAUGCAGUCAUUCGGUUCCGCACAGACGGGGCUACCAACAGUGGUCAUAACGGCUUCAAAGCCGUGUUUGUGGUCUUCUACGAAGAUGCGUAUGGCUGUGAAAACUCGGACUAUCACUGUGAAAACAACCGCUGUAUCGCGCCCUCUUUGGUCUGUGAUGGAUAUGAUCAUUGUGGUGACAACUCAGAUGAGGACCAGGGUUGCGUGGGAGAGAAGGAUUUCACUUGGCUCAUCGUUCUGGGCAUUGUGGCCGGGUCACUCCUCCUGAUCCUGCUGGGCAUCUGCACAGGCUGCUGUUUCAUGAACAGCCAGGCGACACGUCGGGCCCCUGGAAGCACUGCUGACAGGAGCAGGCCCUCUGGCAACGGAACAGCCAUCCCUGUCGUAUCGUCGCAGAGCAACGGUGUGAGGCAGCCGUAUACUUACCAGAACCCGGUCUUCAGUACAGGUCCCGUAGCAACAGUGCCCCCAGCAUCAGGCCAGGCUGAGGCCGCGCCACCGAAAUACUCCGACAUCUGGAAGGAUCCGAUCAAUGUACCUCCUCCCCAAGGCAGGGGCGUCGGUAAUGGUCAACCCCUCCCACCCGCGCCGGCGCCCACCUCGCUCUACGCCCAGCGCGAGAUGGCCUAUGCCGCCUCCUCUGCCCCACCCCUUGACGAGGCAACGCCAGGCAGCCCGGCGGAUCCUGUUCUCCCUCCAGCUGAAUUCCAAUCAGAGCCGCUGUCUCAAGGGGUCGCUGGUGGUAUGGGUGGUCCAGAAGAGCCCUUGGGUAGGGCACAAGUAAUCCGGCAGCCGCGCGGUGGGACAUUACCCCCUCUGAGGGGUGUACACGGCAGACCAGCCGACACACCCUGAGACCGCUGAAGAGAGAAGCCCCUGCUUUGGCCAAAUCAGAGACCUUUCAUCAAUCUUUUCUCAUAGCAGUCUGCAGUUGAACAUUGAACUGUAGGAAAUACUCAACGUGGUAAGAGCUUGCUCAUCUUAACUCGCACUGUUGCCUUAUGCAGUCACCACAGCCCUGUGCAUUCACGAACUUUCUCACUUUUGAAGGGAUUUAAACAUGACAAAAGGAGUCACUUUAUGUCCAGGUGAUCUGACUUUGAUCAAGUAUCUUAAAAUGCUGGCAAGUUUGUUUACCCCAAGCUGAAUUCUAGCAAGACGGAAGGCUUGCCUGGUUUGUAUGAACAGUCAGUCCACAAGAUAGAUACAGUUCCCCAGGUACUAGGAAUAGCUGAGCUCCAGAGAACAUGACAUCUCUUGUCUCUGCACAGAGCAGGUGCUCUGUGCAGAGACAAGAGAUGUCAUGUAUUUACAUUUCCUUCUGUUUGCCUUCAGUGGAAGGUUACUUGUACAUACAGCAAAAAAUAUAAACAAGAAAUUAGCACUUUAUUAGAUGGCAAAAUAUUUUCUCAUGCCAUAUUUUAUGACUUGUUUUGUAACCAGACAAUUUCAAAUAUGUAUGAAGUGUACUUUGUGAUGUAAUCUGGGAGACCCUUCACAUGUGGGAAUUUGUCACUGUGUUAUAUAAAUGUACAUAAAAUCAACAAAGACCCAGUGCUGUUGUCAAAACUGUUUUAAUUCCCAAUUCUAGGAUGUCUGUAACUGGAGUUAUGCUGUCACAAUCAAUCUGUAAAGUUCCAACAGAGAGGUUGAUUUGAGUAUUGUUGUGCCAUAUGUAUAUUUCCACUUCAAGAAACGUUGACAAGGUGCAUUAAAAAAACAAACAACUUUUAUCAGCUCCA
This is a messenger RNA of Acanthaster planci (crown-of-thorns starfish), 3516 nucleotides long. Its product is annotated as scavenger receptor cysteine-rich domain-containing protein DMBT1-like. Lineage: Eukaryota; Metazoa; Echinodermata; Asteroidea; Valvatida; Acanthasteridae. Gene Ontology annotation, molecular function: protein binding. The record is from RefSeq and is a predicted model, not a curated record.